Botrytis porri is the source of this 492-nucleotide messenger RNA. RefSeq lists its product as uncharacterized. The record is from RefSeq and is a predicted model, not a curated record. NCBI's taxonomy places the organism in Eukaryota, Fungi, Ascomycota, Leotiomycetes, Helotiales, Sclerotiniaceae. The coding region runs from base 1 to 492 and encodes 163 amino acids. The transcript has 2 exons. Gene Ontology annotation, molecular function: oxidoreductase activity, acting on paired donors, with incorporation or reduction of molecular oxygen; monooxygenase activity; iron ion binding.
AUGGUCAUGCUGGAUAUGGAAGCAACAACAGGAACAUUGGUCAUUGCAGGAAGUGAAACCACUUCGACAGUGCUACUUUCAACAACGAGACACCUAAUGUUGCAACCUGAGAAGAAGGAAAAGUUGAGGAAAGAGAUUAGAGAGACGUUCUCGGAUGAGUCUGAGGUUACACUGAAAGCUCUCAAGAACCUCCCUCAUCUCACAGCCGUAUUCCAAGAACACUUUCGAUGUACUCCGCCAGUGCCAUGCUCUAUACCGCCAACUGUUCCAGACGGUGGUGACAAAAUUGCUGGAGAUGUGGAUCCAGGAGGCACAUUCGUCGGAAUUCCUCAAAUCGCUGCAUAUCGCUAUCCUGAUCAUUUUGCCCAUGCCGAUCACUUCAUACUGGAGCGCUGGCUAUCAUCAACCUCAUUUCCUCUAUUCGAACCGACUACCUACAAUCCAUACUUCGACAAAGAAACCCUCAAAGAUUAUAACUUCAAGAUUGUGUAG